AUGCAGCAAAUUGUAUGUCUAUUCGCCUUGUGCGCAGUCGCCCGUGCCGGAAUUCUAGCCCCUGCAGCGCCUCUCUUGGCAGCCCCUGCUAUUGCCACCAAAGUCUUGGCGACGGAAGACUACGACCACCAUCCUCAGUACAGUUUUGCAUAUGAUGUCCAGGAUGCCUCAACUGGUGACUCCAAAUCGCAACAUGAGACCAGAGAUGGCGACGUUGUACGAGGACAGUACUCCCUUUUGGAGGCUGAUGGAACUAGAAGAAUUGUUGACUACACCGCCGAUGCCAUCAACGGCUUCAACGCCGUCGUUCGCAAAGAAGGAUUAAUUGCCAAAGCGGCUCCUGUGGCCAUCGCUGCUCCAGCCCCUGUCGCAUACGCCGCCCCUGCCAUCGCCAAGUUCGCAGCGCCUGCACCGAUCAUCGCUGCUGCACCGGUAGCAAAACUCGCAGCGCCUCUGGCUUACGCAGCUCCAAUCGCUAAAUUCGCUGCUCCAGCGGCCCCUGCAAUCGCUUACGCCGCCCCUGCUCCAAUCGCUUACGCCGCCCCUGCUCCAGCAAUCGCUCCAAUCGCUAAAUUUGCUGCAGCUACUCCCCUUCCAGCAGCUCCAAUCGCUUAUUCAGCGUCCCCUUACCAUUACGCAGCUUACGGCUACGCUGCUCCAGCGCCCGCUUACGCUAAAUUCGCUGCUCCAGCUAUCGCCUAUUCGAGCUACAUUCGCUGAGGAGUAGGAGGAGGAUAUAGAAGAUUAGUUGAAGGACUAAGGCAAUAGGACAA
This is a messenger RNA of Ctenocephalides felis (cat flea), 773 nucleotides long. Its product is annotated as larval cuticle protein A3A-like. Lineage: Eukaryota; Metazoa; Arthropoda; Insecta; Siphonaptera; Pulicidae. Bases 1 to 720 code for a protein of 239 amino acids. The transcript has 5 exons. The record is from RefSeq and is a predicted model, not a curated record. Gene Ontology annotation, cellular component: extracellular matrix.